AAUACUUAAAAAGUUCAGAUAAUGUAAAAAUAUCAAGAAUAGAUUCACUUGUUCCAAGUCACUGUUUAUGCUAAUUUGCCAAAAGCUAAGGAAAUAAUAAAAGGUAACAAAACGUAGAUUCUUGAGAAGAAAGGUAAAGUGUGGUAUGGGAAGAGUUUCAACUAUAGAAUAGGAAUAUUUAGACAACAAAAAGAGAUGCCUUUAAUAUCAAACAUAGGCCUUUUUAGAACAAGAAAGUGAUGCUUUUCCCACGAGGCAUGUUAUAUAAAAAAAAUUGGAGAGGUCAAGAAUAAUGAAGAUACUAACAAUCUCAUGUGCAAAUGCUAAUUAGGCAGGAAUCAGAUUCCAAUCAAUCAAUAAGACUUGAAAAAGAAAUGAAACAAUCCAUAAUCUUUCCAAAUCUUGCUACUCCAUCAUCUCCUUCUCAACCUGAAACAGAACAUUGUCCUUCUUCAUGACUCAGAAGUUGUUUUGCAUGGUGAUGAGGAUUAACAUAGACUGCAAAGGAUGUUACAUGAAAGUAAGUCGAGCACUUCUAACAAUACCAGAGCUGGAGACAAGAUUCAUAGAGAAAAAUCAUAGCAGAGUAAUUGUUUGUGGGAAUUUUGUACCACAAGAUGUAGCCAUCAAAAUAAGGAAGAAAACAAAUCGGAGGGUUGAAAUAUUGGAGAUACAAGAUUUAAGUGGCAGUGACGAAAAACAAGAAGAACAAAUUCCCUUAAUAAGCUCAUGCAACAACCAAACUGAAGCAGAAACAUAUGUAACAACACAAGAUUCACAACCACACAUGUACUUUCAAGUUAUCAGCUAAUCAGAACAUAAUUGUAAUCACUUUUAUUGUUUAUUUCUGUUAAUUAAUGCCUAGUCCCAUUGGGUUUAGAUCUUUCCGUUUUGUCUAAUUAUUGAUUUAUAUUGUGGAUUUAACUUGUAUGUA
Molecule: messenger RNA, 934 nt
Organism: Nicotiana tabacum (common tobacco)
Lineage: Eukaryota; Viridiplantae; Streptophyta; Magnoliopsida; Solanales; Solanaceae
Source: RefSeq, a predicted model, not a curated record